GCCCAGCAAAUACGGCUGGCCAUUCUAUGAGGCUCUCUCUUCAGACCAUUGCGAGCCUUCUCUCAGUCAUCGUGAAGGACUUUCUCCAAUGAUCUUAUCACUCCAAUGCGCAGUUGUAUGCAAUCUGCAUAAACCUGCUUUGUUUCCCAUCGCGCCAUCAACUUAAUUUCACACACUCUGGAGCCUCUUCAACAUGGAGCAGCGCUCUGAGCCACCCAGUUUCGACCCCGCGAGGAGACAAUUCCUGAACUACACGACAAGAAGCUGUGCCUUAGAGGUGGUUGACCCAGGCGACCCUUCCGAUUCAUUACGUCCAACGACUCGUCCCUUUCUUCCACGGGACCUAGCCCAGGAAUACUUCGAGAAGAGAGGCUAUCGGGAGCUUCAUAACAUUAUUGACGGGCUGAAGCUGGUACCGUCAGCACGCGUGAAUCCUGGCCACAUAAUACCCAAAUAUACCGCCAUAUUUUGCACACUUCUCCACUCGGGAAGAGGCAGCUACAUCAAACACUUCACCCGCUUUGAGUCCCUGCAGGAUUCCAGGCUGCCGUUUCAUUUAAAUAAUCCUCCCGAAAACUGGCCUCCCACCCCUGAUGAUCCAAACUUCUUGAGCGACUUCUGCAAAGAACAGUGGAGAUUCUGCGCACCAACAUUGGAAGCACCAGUAUCGGACCUGUGCUUUGAAGAACAAAGAGUACUACCGAUAACUUACAAGCGGAAGUUGCGUGAUGGUGGAACCGCGAAGCUUUGGCUCAUCAACAUCCACCCGUCUUACAACAAGCUCAUCUCAGAGGACUACAAAACGAAAGUAGGAAAAGAAAACGCAAACACUUUCGUCCUCAAAGAAUACUCCACAGCAGAUGCGCAAAAGUAUUACUAUAACGAAGCUUCCGCCUUCGGUCAGAUUGGGAAACACCAACACAUAAUAAGCUAUUAUGGGAGCUUCACACGUGGUGGGACAUUCAAUGUGAUCUUGGAAUAUGCGGACAAGGGGACGUUGAAAGAAUUCUUUGAAAAGCAGCUGCCGCCUACUUCAGGGGAAGGGAUCAUACGAUUCUGGGAGGGGUUAUUUCAACUCAUAGAUGCGUUGUUGAAGAUACAUACAGUUGAUGCAGAUGAAACAGAACGUCCACAGAUCUUCCAAGGAUGGCACCAAGAUGUCAAGCCAGAAAACAUACUGGUCCUCAGCAAUGGCUCGGACAACCCUCAGGACUGGAACUUCAAGCUCGCAGACCUCGGAAUCAGCCAUUUCAAGAGAAAGAACUCGUUGAGAGAAGAAUCUACUGCUAGUGACUCGUAUGGGACCCAUACUUACGGCGCCCCUGAAACCUCUAGACCGGACGAAUACUUAGCAAGGCACAAACUGCGUGUGAAGCAAAACAUCGAUAUUUGGUCCUUGGGCUGCAUAUUUAGCGAAGCCGUCCGGUGGAUGGCGGAAAAGAAACUCGGAGUCAUCAAUUACCGGCGAGAGCGUAAGGUUGAACUUGCUCAAAUACAUUCUGGCGGAGAGGUUGACUGCUUCCAUAACGGAACUGAAGCCUUGGAAACUGUUCGCAGGUCGCACCAGACUGCAUUGAAUCGCAUUCGGACUCUCCAAAAGGCGGAUUUCAUCACCGAGAAAGUUGUUGAUAUGAUCGGAGAUAUGCUCGUCGAGACUAAGCACCGGCCAACUGCUGAAAAUCUUUGGCGCAAGCAACGAGGUAUUGUUGAUGCUGCGAAGAAGAAUCUGCGAGAGUCCUCAAAGCUACCGCAUCUGCUCGGUUCUGACUCGAACUUGAACGAGCGCAUCCAACCAAGAUCGGUGACGCAUCCCGUACCUAGCCCCUCGUCGAAUUCCGAGCCACGACUACCACCAGUUCUUCCACCCGAACAUUCCCCAACAUUCCUUAGGCAGGGGCUGUUCGUCCACGAAGGGCAGUCUGGCUAUCCCUCCGUAAACGAAUCGCUGGGGUACAACAUUCCUCGUCAUCACAGCCCUGAAAAUAUUGGAUGUGAGAGUCAGAGCCUGGAGACCACGCCAGUGCAGGGAAAGGCGAGUGUGGAAAUUUUUGGAGGAAAUUCGCCCUUGACGCCCCCUUUCAGCCCAAAGUCUCAUUAUCCACUUCAGAGUUCCUCAAAAGGCUCAAACGAAGAUCUAUUUACUAGUUCCAUGCAGCAGAAUGCCACUGCAUUACCUUAUAGAUCUGUUGAGCCACAUGGCGCCGCCCCUGAACUGUCAAACAGUAGUGCGUUCAACAUACCUGGUUCAGGUAUCAGCCCAAGAUACUCAGGAAGUCUUGGGCGCAAUCAUCAACACCGGGCACGCUACAGCCUCGGCUCGAACAUGAAUGGCAGCCCGGAAAGUCAAAGACCACUCACAACCAUCGCUUCAUACUCGGUAUCGUCGCUAGACUAUCCACAGCGGGAGACACCGCAUCAUUCGAGCAUGACUACUACCACUACAGAAGUCAGUGGCCAUCCAGGCGUAGAUGGUGCAACUUCCGUUCUGGUUCGCCCGAGUUCAACAGCACUGGAACAUGAAACUCUGCAACCACAGACUCCCAAUCAUCGUCCGGCUCUCCAACAUUCCACGUCCGAUUACUUGCACUUGACUGAGGUCUUGGACUCAAAACGAAGAUAUAAAUCAGGUGGUGCAAAGAAGUCGUGCCUCAACCAGCAGCGUCAAGACCGGCUCAAAGGCCGAGAUCAUGUAAGGACUUCCUCCACCUAUUAUACAAGGCGCUGACACUGAAGUCAGGUAUUCCUUAUCGACGACUCAUAUAGCAUGGUCCAGCAUUGUAAGUUUAGUUCGGCCAAUAAUUUCCUCAACAAAUUCUCAGGGUUUCCUGCAAAUAGCCCAUACCAUUUCUGAGCCAGUACGGGGAAUAACAACUGCUAAUAUUGUGUAUUUAGGGCCGAAUGUGGUGGACGUUGUUGAGGGCUUGUCAUUCAUCUUGAAGGAUCUUGAUAAGAAUGGGCUCGAUCUUCACUUCACCAUCUCAGAACGAACCGCGUUAGAGGAAAGGCACACCAAGGACUUAGUUCAAUUGGUGCAGAAUCAGAAACAGCGCAACUCAACUGCAACAACAGACAUCAACUUUUGUCUAACGAAGAUACUGGACAAGUACAAAGCCAAACUUGACAAAGAUAAAUGGUGGAACAAAAAGCCAAAGCCAUUGAGCCUGUAUAUUCUGACCAAUGCAGUAUGGGAGAAGGAAUGCAAGCCAGAAAUUCCAAUCAUGAAUGUGGUACGGAAACUUGAAGACCUCAGGAAGGACAGAGAGCAGAUCGGGAUACAAUUUAUAAGCUUUGGCAGCGAUCCAAUUGGUAUGGAACGUCUAAGGUACCUCGAUGAUGAUCUCACCAAAGUUCUCAACUUAGACCAGUAUGUAUCCGCCUCAUGAUAUAAUUCUCGAAACGAGAGCUAACGAUCGCUUGCAGUGACAUUGUCGAUACGACUCCAUGGAAUGAGAACGUCUAUAAAAUGCUCCUCGGCCACCUAAAUGAGAAUAUGGAUCACCAAUGACCAGCUACUUCCAGCUUUCGGUCAUCUCCAAGGUCAAAACAUCAUCUCGACGGCGCAUACGUGCUGAAGUUGCCGUCUACCUUCGGCACGAAAAGUAUUCCCUGACGACUUUCCUAUGUUGUCGACACAAAAGGCGUUGUAUAUACCCCAGGGCGUAAAAAAUGACGGGUAGCGACUUCAAUUGAAUUUCUCUUGGGCAAAACUAUUUUCGGACGCUUAACUCCAUUCCCUUGACAGAUGCCGCAACUUUUACAGUGUAUCUUGUCAUCUGCCUGAUUCUUCAACGGCAAAUUAGCAUGGCAUGCAGCAGAAAAGGGUGUCUGGAAAGGAUAGACGAGGUUUUGCAUAGCAUGUAAUUCUCAGAGAGGGUAAUGCGAAUUUGAGAUAAUGCAUCAAGGCUUCAAGAGCGAUCACUUGUAUCGUUAUGAGGGUGGUGAACCAACGACUAUAUAGCCAUCUUUCUGUAUUUAACGGCCUCUCAGCAUCAUGUUGUAUACAGACUAGAGAAAUGCAUACUCUGUACAGUCCUUCAAAACCCUGAGACAAAGCGGUUAUUCUGCGAUGCUGUCAGCAUGCACCCGGCACAUCCGGAUUGAGAACCCCCGCGAGGGCAUCCAAAUGAGUUUUGCAAAUAGACACAGCAGCAAAGGGGGUAACUACGCCACAGAUAGGAGCACGAAGAUAUCACUUGAAGUCCUGUGCAUGAGAGCUUGUAUAAUGUAGACGUGGAAGUAGAGCAGUGCAACGCAU
Cadophora gregata is the source of this 4255-nucleotide messenger RNA. RefSeq lists its product as uncharacterized. The record is from RefSeq and is a predicted model, not a curated record. Lineage: Eukaryota; Fungi; Ascomycota; Leotiomycetes; Helotiales; Ploettnerulaceae. Gene Ontology annotation, molecular function: protein serine/threonine kinase activity; ATP binding. Gene Ontology annotation, biological process: peptidyl-serine phosphorylation; peptidyl-threonine phosphorylation. The transcript has 4 exons. Bases 194 to 2725 code for a protein of 843 amino acids.